This is a messenger RNA of Aspergillus ibericus CBS 121593, 1158 nucleotides long. Its product is annotated as basic helix-loop-helix domain-containing protein. Bases 1 to 1158 code for a protein of 385 amino acids. NCBI's taxonomy places the organism in Eukaryota, Fungi, Ascomycota, Eurotiomycetes, Eurotiales, Aspergillaceae. The record is from RefSeq and is a predicted model, not a curated record. Gene Ontology annotation, molecular function: protein dimerization activity. The transcript is spliced from 2 exons.
AUGUCACGCACACGCCUGCCGCCGACCCCUGCCAUGUCGGGGGAGUUCAUCAUCAAAGACAAUGCAUCGGUGGAUGCCUCCGACUCAUUCACAUUGCCUCCGGCUGCUAUCAGUCCGUCUAAGAUGGAAAGUGCUAGCAGGCGAUCGUCCGCUUGCUUCCCAGCAUCUCCAGCAUCACCGGAUCUUGCACUGGGCAUCAUGGCAAACUCCCCUCGUCAAACCGGUGUCAAGAGACCCCUCGAGGACUUUGAUCUCCCACCACCCCCCACACGCACUCGCAAAAUCAUCCAGAUGAAACCCAAAACUCAAGCCCCACCCAAGCCGACCGCAACGGCCAACAAAGCCUCCGCGAAGGACAACAAGACUCCGUCCAACAAUGCCGCCUCGGCCAACUCCAAAAAGAAGCAACCCAGCGCAACUAGUGCAGCUGGCCGAAAGAUUGCCAGGAAGACGGCUCAUAGCUUGAUUGAACGGCGGCGGAGGUCGAAGAUGAAUGAGGAAUUCGCUACCCUGAAGGACAUGAUCCCGGCUUGCAAAGGACAAGACAUGCACAAACUCGCGAUCUUACAGGCAAGCAUUGACUACGUCAACUAUCUAGAGCAGUGUAUAUCUGAUCUCAAAACUGCCGGCAAUCGACAUACACAGGUCUCUCCAAGAAUGCCGCCGGCUCCUCCUUCGCCAACAUCACCUGAAGCUCUGGCAGAAGAAUCGGGUCUUUCAUCCUCGCCCUCUGUGUCCCCAGAACUGCCUCCGACUGAUGCCACAACGGACGCAAUUUCCCCCCUCUUUUCUCCUCGAAGUCGUGGGCCUACCGGGACAGUAACCGACUUUGCAUCAUCAAUCACGCCGAGCCCUGCACUGGGCCCAACCCACCCAUCUCAAAAUCCAACCCAUUCGGGGCAGUGCACAUGGGCUGUGUCUUCCUCCAGCGCCUCCCCAGUGAUCCAACCCCGGUACUCCAUCGCGUCUUCGGCUGACGUUGAUCAUGAAGCGUCCGCUGCCCUGCUGAUGCUGAAUCGAGACUGCCGGGGAUCCGUAGGCUCGGCUCAUGACGUGCCCGCCGAUUCCCUUUCCCGGUUGCGGGAGCUUGGAAAACCCCACCCCCAGGACCCACAAAGGAAGAUCGGGAUGAGUGUCAAGGAUCUGCUUAUCUCCUAG